AUGCUGCCAUCGUGGGUCCUCGGCGGCGACCGCUCGUUCCGGCGGCUCGCGCUCUUCUACGCCUACAGCCUCCCGACGCUGCCGCUGCUGAGCUUCGUGGGCUUGUACCUCUGGCUUUUCUGGCUCGCCUUCUCGUUCGUGCUGCAGCUCAUGGUCGCGCCGUUCGAGCGCACCGCCGGCUUUCGCGCCUUCUGGCGCGCCUUCUUACGCGAGAACGUCACGUCCGGCUUCCUCGAGUGGCUCUGCCGCUGGGAGAUCCGCGCUCGGAACAUCUACGCGCCCAAGCUGUACCUCGAGCCGACGCGCGACGUAGUCUUGGAGCCUUACCUUCUCCGCGUCGCCAUCUACUUUGUCGUGUGGAAGUUCAUCGAGCUCUGCAUCUGCGCCGGCCUCGUCAUCUCAUGCACCUUCUUCUUUACGCAGGCGCGGCUCAGCGGUAAUAUGCACAUCGUUGGCAUCGUCUACAUCCUCGUCGUCCUACCCGUCGCCUUGCGCCUCCUCGCGUUCGCCAAGGUCUGCUGCAGUACGUACUGCCUCACGCCUGUCUUCAUGCCCGACUUUGCCUACAUUGCACUCUUUGAUGAAGGCAUGCUCGAGGUCGUCAAGGACCGCGCACGCCGGCGGGUUACCCCAGCGAGCGACCGCGUCGACGGGCUCUCGGUCGUCGCGCCGUCCGACGGGGACAACGCGUACUACUGCAUUCCAGUGCCCACCAAGUAUGCCAAGAAGGGCCCGGAUGCGAUGAUCCCGAUGCUCGAGCACUCGGCCGAAAGCCUCGCUCUGCAUGACGAAACUCUGCCUCUGCCAGCAUCGGUGGCAAUGCGGCCGCCGGCCUCAGAGGCGGUGCGCGACUCGGAUGUGUCCGAGAGUCUGUUGCCACAUGCGCCGACCCGUGUCAUCUAUGUCACGGAAGCUCUGCAGGCGCCAGUUCCAACCUACGAUGCGUUCAACGCGUCUUAUGCAGACUCUCGACCUCCCGAUUGA
Saprolegnia diclina VS20 is the source of this 984-nucleotide messenger RNA. RefSeq lists its product as hypothetical. NCBI's taxonomy places the organism in Eukaryota, Oomycota, Saprolegniomycetes, Saprolegniales, Saprolegniaceae. The transcript has 2 exons. The record is from RefSeq and is a predicted model, not a curated record. The coding region runs from base 1 to 984 and encodes 327 amino acids.